UCAGUCUGAAAGUCAUUCACCUUGCAGUUUUCCUCAGAUCAACGCCAAACGGUAGAAUUUUCUGUUCAUAAUGAAGUGCGACGUCGUUAUUGACAGAAUCAAGGCCCGUGUUGCCGGAAUCGACGCCAACGGACCUCGCAAGGUUCUGGGAGUGUUCCAGUUGAACAUCGAAGCUGCCGAUGGUCUUCAUGAGCUGGUUGUUGAUCUGAAGAAGCUGAAGGUUUAUGAGGGAAAGGAAUCUGGAGUCGAUGUGGUCAUCAACAUGACGGAUGAAGACUUCAUUGCCGUUGGAACCAAAACGAUUUCCGUGCACGAUGCUGUUGAACAGGGCAAGGUCAAGAUGACUGGUGACGAAGCUCUCUUCCAGGCUUUGGUUGACGCUAUCUAAAUGGCAUUGGUUCUCGGUUUCUCUGCUAUGGUUCUGACUGGUAUGGUUCAAGCAAGUUAGGAGAUUAAAUUUAAAUUAUUUCCAUGAUAAA
Aedes aegypti (yellow fever mosquito) is the source of this 479-nucleotide messenger RNA. Its product is annotated as non-specific lipid-transfer protein-like 1. NCBI's taxonomy places the organism in Eukaryota, Metazoa, Arthropoda, Insecta, Diptera, Culicidae. The record is from RefSeq and is a predicted model, not a curated record. The transcript is spliced from 2 exons. Gene Ontology annotation, cellular component: cytosol. Bases 71 to 388 code for a protein of 105 amino acids.